AUGAGAUCAAAGCGAGCGACGACGGCCCGCGCCGGAGCCAGGCCCCGGGGAAGCCACGCGGGGAUCCGGGCGAGGCGAGGCGAAGAUGGCGGUGGUGGCGCCCCUGCUGGCGCUGCUCUACUCCGUGCCGGGGAUCUGCCGCUGGCUGGCCCAGCCGUACUACCCGCUCUCCGUCCUCCUCGCGGCCGCCUUCCUGCUCGUGCGGAAGGUGCCGCCGCUGUGCCAGGGCCUGCCCAGCCAGCGCGAGGACGGGAACCCCUGCGACUUCGACUGGCGAGAAGUGGAGAUCCUUAUGUUUCUCAGUGCGAUUGUGAUGAUGAAGAACCGCAGAUCCAUUACUGUGGACCAACAUGUGGGAAAUAUCUUCAUGUUCAGCAAAGUAGCCAAUGUCAUCCUUUUCUUCCGACUUGACAUCCGGAUGGGACUGCUCUACCUCACCCUCUGCAUAGUGUUCCUGAUGACUUGUAAGCCACCUUUAUACCUGGGUCCCGAAUACAUCAAGUAUUUCAGUGAUAAAACCAUAGAUGAAGAACUAGCACGGGAUAAGCGGAUUACCUGGAUUGUUGAAUUCUUUGCUAACUGGUCUAAUGAGUGCCAAUCAUUUGCUCCCAUCUAUGCUGACUUGUCUCUCAAGUAUAACUGCACUGGGCUGUGUUUUGGAAAGGUGGAUGUGGGCCGCUACCCAGAUGUCGCCACCAGGUACAAAGUCAGCACCUCUCCUCUUACCAAGCAGUUGCCCACCCUCAUCCUUUUCCAGGGAGGGAAGGAGGUGAUACGCCGGCCACAGAUUGAUAAGAAGGGACGGGCAGUCUCAUGGAACUUCUCUGAGGAGAAUGUGAUUCGGGAGUUCAACCUGAACGAGUUGUACCAGAGAGCCAAGAAAACACCUAAGCAGAGUGAAGAGAUCUCUGAGGAGCAACCUACUUCAACGGAGCUGCUCAAUGGAGAGACUAAAAAGGAUAAAUAGAACCCACUGGACUGGACUGUGUGUUCCUUGCCAUUUAGUUUCCCAUUUCUUCAUUUCCAUCUUAACCCCUGACAUGAGUCACCAAGCAAUGGCCUCUAUCCAGCAGGGCAAGGAGCUGUAUUUAAAAAGAAUGAUCCUCCUCACCAGUUCUUUUCGUUGCUUCUCUGCUGGUGGUUUUUUGUUUUCUUUUGUUUUUGUUUAGUUUUGUUCCUGAUUCAUUUCCCAGGACAAUCUGGGGCUUGCUUUGAGGAGCAGAUUAGAAUAGCUAAGAGGCAUUAUUUCCCAUUAUGGAUAUCAUACUACAUUUUGGUUUUCAAUGAGUUGAAAGGUUCUGCAAAUGAGUAGAGGUUAUUGAAAGAAGCAGCACCUUCAGUUGUGGGGGGGCGGCGGCAAAGGGGCCCCAUCUCCUGUUCACUAGUGUUAAGCUCUUCCAUUAAACAAACACUGCCAGUUUUGACCAAUUCUCCUGUCAAAACUGACACUUCAAUCCUGUUGAUUUGAUUUUCUUCAGGGUGAUCUCUUUGGCGGAGGAGAUAUUAAAAAGAGAAAUUCAUCGUCUGGAAGUUUCUGCUAUUCACUACCCAUUACGCUCUGUAAUAAAUCCUGUAAAUCCAGAAAUCCUGAUGGUGUCUCUUUCCAUCAUUUGGGGUUUAAAUCCUUGAGUGCCAGAAAUGGAAUGCUAGCUGAUCUGAACAUGCUGCUGUGCCAGAGACUAAGCAGCUGCCUAGUCUUGAAGGAUCUCCUGUACUCUGUAUCAGUGGCUGCUCAUGUAGAGUCACCCGUCUGUGCCUGGGGCUCCUACUGUCUCUAGUGUACAAAAUACAGGAUGGUGGCUUGUAGGGAUGUGGUGAAUAUGGGGAGUUUAGUCAUAAGCUCCUUUUUUUUUUAACCAUGCUCACAUUUUAGUCUUC
Messenger RNA from Gekko japonicus, 1878 nucleotides. It is a transcript of the gene TMX2, whose product is annotated as thioredoxin-related transmembrane protein 2. Gene Ontology annotation, biological process: brain development. The coding region runs from base 86 to 967 and encodes 293 amino acids. Lineage: Eukaryota; Metazoa; Chordata; Lepidosauria; Squamata; Gekkonidae. Gene Ontology annotation, molecular function: disulfide oxidoreductase activity. Gene Ontology annotation, cellular component: membrane-bounded organelle. The record is from RefSeq and is a predicted model, not a curated record. The transcript is spliced from 8 exons.